AAAAACAUCAACAAAGAGAGAAAGCAAGCCAUUAUUAGAGAGAAGAGAUUUAUCCAAAAACUUUUUGCAAUUAUUCUUGGAGUUAAUAAUGCCAGUCCCUCUUGCACCAUAUCCAACACCUCCGGCACCGGGACUUGCCCCGUCGUACACUCCUCCUCCGGCUAAUGGAAGUACAAGUGGGCAGAGCCAGUUAGUGUGUUCAGGUUGCAGAAACCUUCUGAUGUACCCAGUCGGAGCAACCUCCGUCUGUUGCGCCGUCUGUAACGCCGUCACCGCCGUUCCUCCGCCGGGAACGGAGAUGGCACAGUUGGUAUGUGGAGGAUGUCAUACACUUCUAAUGUACAUUCGUGGAGCUACAAGUGUUCAAUGUUCAUGUUGUCACACUGUUAAUCUUGCCCUCGAAGCGAACCAAGUAGCGCAUGUGAAUUGCGGAAACUGCAAGAUGCUACUAAUGUACCAAUAUGGAGCAAGAUCAGUGAAAUGUGCCGUUUGUAACUUUAUCACCACUGUUGGGGGUUCAACGAGCACGACUGAUUUGAAGUUUAACAAUUAAAACAAUUGGGUCUACCUAUCAAUAUAUUGAGUUAUGAGCA
Molecule: messenger RNA, 593 nt
Organism: Arabidopsis arenosa
Lineage: Eukaryota; Viridiplantae; Streptophyta; Magnoliopsida; Brassicales; Brassicaceae
Source: the annotation of a GenBank genome assembly